Messenger RNA from Ruditapes philippinarum (Manila clam), 1575 nucleotides. RefSeq names its product S-adenosylmethionine-dependent methyltransferase Rv2258c-like. The record is from RefSeq and is a predicted model, not a curated record. Lineage: Eukaryota; Metazoa; Mollusca; Bivalvia; Venerida; Veneridae. The coding region runs from base 368 to 1426 and encodes 352 amino acids. The transcript is spliced from 5 exons.
CUUUUGGGACAUUUUUGCAAAAAAUUGAAAGGUCAACCCUAUAUAACAAGAUCAUUUUAAUGUGUCAGGCAUGUCAUUCUCCUAGAAAAAUCACAACAUUAGCAUGAAUUCUCCAUUUUAAACUAGAUUUAUGUGUAAUUUCUGAUAAUGUAAGGCUACGAGAAACAUAUUAAUUCAGUAGUCUGACUAUUAGAGCGAUACCAAUCAAGGAUAUACCAGGCGAUCAAUCGGAACACGUACUCGACUACUAUUCAACUCCGAAGACUGGCGGAAAGGUCCGAAAAGCUGCAAGGCCAUGUGAAGAAAUCCCCAGCUAGCCAGCUAAGUCAGUGAAUAAAAACAGGCCUAUAUAAGAAGAAUCAGGAAGAUGAAUAAAGAAGAAUUUGGCAAAUAUCUUUCAAGGAUGUAUCAAGAUGGUAUGCUUAUGUUGUCUGUUGGACUAGGGCAUGACCUUGGAUUAUUUAAAGUCAUUUGUGAAGCGUUAAAACCAAUAAGUGUUGAAGAAGUAGCAAAGACAUUAAAUCUAAAAGAAAGGUACACACAGGAAUGGUUAUCCACCAUGGUUGCAGCUGGUAUUAUACUACAGGACAGAGAUUCAAACCUGUACACAGUUCCUGAAGAUUAUAAGCAGACCAUUAUGUCAAAAAUGGCUUUUGCACCAAUUUUGUUUACACUUGGGAAAAGGUCCGAUAAAGUGAAAGAAUGCUUCAAAAAGGAUGGUCCUUAUGGAAUAAGUUUCCGAGAUGAGGAGGCUGCUGACUGUUUUGACUGGUUUGACGGAUACAGGUCAUUGGUGUGUGAAGGUGCAAUAGACAAGGAAAUUAUACCAUUGCUUACACAGCAAGGAGUUGUUCAUAAACUUGAAUCCGGCAUCAAAGUGCUUGACGUUGGUUGUGGCUCUGGUAACUUUAUAAAUCUUCUAGCCGAAAGAUUUCCAAAAUCAUCAUUUACUGGGUUGGAUUAUUCGGAAUUUGGAAUAGAAAAGGCCAAUAAAGUUAGAGUGGAGAAAGAAUUAUCUAAUAUAUCAUUCACAACAGGUGACGCACACAAUCUACCAGAUGAGUGGACUGAAAGUUUUGACUUUGUGUUUGUUUACGAUGUCUUGCAUGACUUGUCAGAUCCCCAUAAAGCUUUAGAUCAAAUUUACAAAGUAUUGAAGAAAGAUGGGUGUUUAAGUCUCAAAGACUUUGGUUUCCAUAGCAACCCAGUCGACAAUGCCGGUAACAAAUGUGCAGCAAUGCACUAUACAGUCAGUUGUUUUAUUUGUUUGCAGUCCAGUUUGUCAGCUCCUCCUCAUAUUGGUUAUGGAACUUGUUGGGGAAGGGAAAAUCUUGAAAAGGCUUUAAUAGAUGCCCAAUUUAAUAUUAAAGAGAAAUUAUCAACUACUGUGUCGGGUUCAAAGGCCUGUUACCUUUGUACAAAAUAGACCUACUUGGUAAACAAUUUGUUAAAUAUAUGUUGAAUUUGUACAAUAAACUUGAUAUAAUUUCUUUGUGUGUAUAAACAUAUGUAUGUAUGUAUGUAUACUGUGUAUACUAGUUAAUGGGUAUAUUGCACACAUGUAUUUUGUAAUAA